This is a messenger RNA of Diachasma alloeum, 7661 nucleotides long. RefSeq lists its product as uncharacterized. NCBI's taxonomy places the organism in Eukaryota, Metazoa, Arthropoda, Insecta, Hymenoptera, Braconidae. Bases 1 to 7194 code for a protein of 2397 amino acids. Gene Ontology annotation, biological process: cell migration; nervous system development; Wnt signaling pathway. The record is from RefSeq and is a predicted model, not a curated record. Gene Ontology annotation, cellular component: catenin complex; beta-catenin destruction complex; cytoplasmic microtubule. Gene Ontology annotation, molecular function: beta-catenin binding; microtubule binding; gamma-catenin binding. The transcript is spliced from 7 exons.
AUGACGCUACCAGUGUCAAGCUAUGAAGCUCUCCUCGUACAAGUACGUGAACUGACACAUGAAACUAUUCUCCUUCAACAGCAACUUUCAGCCGAUCUAUUCGAUAACCUCGAUCCAACAGACAUCAAUCACAAUGUGCCGCAGUUGUAUAAGAAUCACGGGAAUGACGAAUUAUUGAGUGAUCAUGUGAUACGUUGUGACAGGAGUCGACUAUUUGGGAGUGGACAGCCGGCGCUCAACGAUAGAAAUUGCUUCAUUUUCCACCCUCGUUCAAUGCUUCUCGAUAAUGGACCAGAAGCUCUCGACACCGAUGAAUUAACAGCAAAAUUGAUCACCUGGCGGGAUUCACUUGAAAAUCAAGACAAUCAGGAGGAAACGCCGUUGCGUCGAGGAAAACAGCACCAGUCGGGUGCGCUCCACCCGGAUAAGCCGGACUUACCGGUGUACCCACGUUUCUCCAGCAGUAUCACAUCGACAUAUCAAUUGGGUACAGAGGAGGCCCAGAAUUCACCCCUGACAGCGACCAAUUUCUCCACAACUUCGAUACGAUGCAAGUACAGAGAGGGCAAUAAUGUCAUGGAUUCCACGGGACAAGAGGCCAGCCAGAAGACCGAGAUCUAUUCGCAACCGGGCAGAUGCUACGAGGAGGAAGGUAGCAGUGAGGAUGACUUUAAGGGAGAUGAGACCACUGAGGGGCAUAGGCUGUCUUCCCUGUACCAUGGAACUUGGCCUGUCAAGCAUAACACAUGGACUGGUCAAGGAUUUUCUGGGCAAUCAGCGAGUAACAGUCAUGAAAUGGCGAGUGUGAUGAGUUUCUCCUCCGGCAGUGGCUGCUCGGUAGGUCUCCAGGGCCACCGUCGUCUCGGUGCCAAGGUGGACGUGGUCUACAGCCUGCUGGGGAUGCUGGGGAGCACCGAGGGUCGCGAGGACAUGUCAGGCACGCUCUUGGCCAUGAGCAACUCCCUAGACAGCUGCCUAGUAAUGCGCCAGUCUGGCUGUCUCCCCCUGCUGGUCCAGCUGAUCCACGCCCCCGGGCAAGACCCAGAGACCCGCGAGCGCGCCUCACGAGCCCUCCACAACGUGAUCCACGCAAGAACCGACGAGAAGGUAGGCAGACGCGAGGCCCGAGUCCUCCGUCUGCUGGAGCAGGUGAGGGACUACUGCCAAGUCCUCAGAACAUCCCUGGAAACCGAGCGACCCCCAGACGACCUUGAGCGACACCCAGGCCCGACAAUAGCAGCCCUGAUGAAGCUCUCGUUCGACGAGGCCCACAGACACGCCAUGUGCCAGCUCGGUGGUCUCCACGCAGUGGCUGAGCUCAUAGAAAUGGAUCACGCAGCUCAUGGCACCGACUCCGACGACCAGAGCUGCAUAACCCUGAGGAGAUACGCCGGAAUGGCCCUGACGAACCUGACCUUCGGUGAUGGCAACAACAAGGCCCUGCUGUGCUCAUUCAGGGAAUUUAUGAAGGCACUCGUCACCCAGCUGAGGAGUCUCAGCGACGACUUGCGUCAAGUGACAGCCAGUGUCCUCAGGAAUUUAUCGUGGCGAGCAGACUCCAGCAGCAAGCAGACACUGCGCGAAGUCGGCGCUGUGAUUGGACUGAUGAAGGCUGCCAUGGAGGGGAGAAAGGAGUCAACGUUGAAGUCAAUUUUAUCAGCCCUCUGGAACCUCUCAGCCCACUGCAGCACGAAUAAAGUGGACAUUUGUGGGGUCGAGGGGGCACUGGCAUUUCUCGUUGACAUGCUGAGCUACAAGGCCCCCUCGAAGACACUUGCAAUCGUCGAGAAUGCUGGGGGAAUACUGAGGAAUGUGUCCAGUCACAUCGCAGUGAGGGAGGACUAUCGAGUCAUUGUGAGGGAGCGUGGCUGUCUCCAGGUGCUCCUACGACAGCUGAGAUCGCCCAGUUUGACUGUUGUCAGCAAUGCUUGUGGGGCACUCUGGAAUCUAUCAGCAAGGUGUCCUCACGAUCAGCGACUGCUGUGGGACCUGGGGGCCGUUCCAAUGCUGAGAAGUCUCGUUCACUCCAAGCACAAGAUGAUCUCCAUGGGCUCGUCAGCAGCUCUGAAGAACCUGCUGAGCGCUCGGCCUGGGGGCAGCAAUCUCGUGCAUCUUGAUUCGACUGCUCGUGGACUGGGAUUGCCUACUCUGCCGACUUUAAAUGCCAGGAGGCAGCGAGCACUGGAACAGGAGAUCGAUCAGAAUCUCUCGGAGACGUGCGAGAACAUCGAGCCCAGCACCUCGCCAACGACUAAAGACGACAAGUUCUCGUUUAAAGAGGCCAAUGUUGCUGAUGGCAAGAGGAUCUAUGCCACUGGCUCUUGCAGGUACAAUGGAGUGCCUCGCAGUGAGAGCAGAGAGUCCAUGAGGUCUGUCACAAGCACACACUCAGACACCAUUUUUGAGAGAGUUAAUCGUCAUGUGAAUGGGUUUACUCCGAGUGAACUGCAGAUUAAACAGCAGUCAGCGUCCCUUCAUGCGGCGACUGGAUUCAGCGGCCAGGGGACGAGGGAUGGCCACAGCAAGACGAGUCAGUUGGAGAAGAAGUACGCUUUGAAGUACAAGAAUUCAAUUCCUGAACGUCUGAGGCCAACUGAUCUGGGCAUCAGUUCGACGAUUUCCUGGGCCACUGGACCUGAUCAGAACUCGACAUGUUCAUUCCUGAGGACUUCUAUUGAGAAGAAAUUGUCAAGUAGUUCGGCUGGGGCCAAAGUUAAGACGCCGAGCCCAGUAUCUCCAGUUGGUGCUGGGAAUUUCACUGGCAACUGCAGUUUCGAGGUGGGAGGAUUCAUCAGCAAGCCCAUUAUCUCACCCACUUCGUCUCACACCUCUGAGGGAGAUCCUUUCGGGAAUUAUGCUGAGACUGAUCUUGAUCAACCGACAAACUACAGUCUUCGGUAUGCUGAGAGAAAUUCGGAUGAGGAUGAGAAGCAGAGCUCUGGGUACUUUGCUGGGAGUGAACAGGAUAUUGAAGAUACUGUUAAGACGUACUGCACUGAAGGCACACCGUAUGGAACGUCUCUGAAUUCGUCGAGGGCUGCGUCGCACUCUGAUCUUCAGGAUGAUGGGAAAAUCAAACAGUUUAAUCUGGAGAAGGACUCGUCGUUGAGGGUUUAUCCUAGAGUCAGGGGCUGUGCGGAGAGAGCUGAGAAGAGUCUGGCGCAAACGACCUCGAAACCUCUGAGUCUGCCUGAAAGCUCGGUGGAAGCUCAUUCAGACAUCGAUUCAGGUGUUCCAGUGGAGGAAGACGAGAGCGAGCCACCGGAGGACGCAAUAAUCGUCGAGUCAACGAUCACCCGCUUGACGUCCCUCGUAGUCGACGAUGAGUCCAAGGUUCCCACCGAGAAAAAGCCCCGAGACAAACCGAAUAAACGUCUGACCAUUGGAGAGCCCGAGAGCCUGACCGAAUCAAUGGCGAGUGAUGGUGACGACGACGACGAGGACCUGUUGGCAGCCUGCAUUCACGUCGGAAUGCAGAACAACCGUCACCGGCAAUCAUUUCGCAGGAACAGCCUCGAGAAAGCCUCCCGAGAAUCCAAUCUCAUCAGAUACCAAACGAGUGCUGUUCUCCAUCAAGUCGACGACAGCAGAUUGUCGGAGGCCAGCACCGAGGAUUCAACAAUUCAAACAAUCUCCAACACCAGUGAGACCCGCACAGACCAGAUAAAAUCAGAUAAUCCAUCGCUGGAGACGAUGGACCCAGAGAGCAUUGACUCCUACGAUUCAGUGGAGCGAUCAGAGCAGGUGCUCCUGGAAUUUUGCAUAAAGUCAAGUCCAGGAAACGUCGAGACAAUAGGCCUGAGCGAGCCAUCCUCCCCGAGCGACGCAGCAGAGGCGGUUCAGCCCGACGGAAGUGCAGUGUCAAGAGCAAAGAGACAUCCCCCAGCAGAAGUUCCCCUGGAGGACGUCCACGAGGAAUAUCGAAGACAGCGUGAUCCAGACGCGAUGAUAGCCUCACUGGACAGACUGACAGCGACCCUGGUCCAGCAGACAGAAGCCAUGAGGGAGAGGGACUCAUCAGCGAUGAAGCAGAGCAUCCAGAGUGACACAUGGAACGAGGACUCACCGAAUGACAAUUCAUUCCCAACGAUCAGCAUGAGUGUGCCUCUAGUGGCCUCCUUCAAGAGUGACACCGAAGACGAUAAGGACACUCAGACCCUAUCCAAGAAUUCACUCAUCGACCCCUGCAACAUGACGACAUCGAGGAUAAUCGAGCAAGAGGCCUUCAAACUCGCUGAGGCUGUCAACGCAGAAUUUCGAGUGUUGAGCCUGACGAGUCACGAUCUGGAGGCCAUAAAGCCGCCCUCAACGAUGAACAGCUUGAUAUCGCUGACCAGUAGCUACGCUGGCCCUGAAAUUCUGGAUAAUCCAAGCACUCGUGACGCCUGUCAGUCGAGCUCCCUGCCCACAGCUGUCUUCAAGCCUCGAGGGGGGAGAAAAAAAUCAUUACCAAUUGGUAUAGUAGCUCGACGAGCCCUGGGCCAGGGACAGAGUCAAACUGGCAGCCUCGAGAGCCUCCUCAACGACAGCACAGGCUCGCAACUGGAGAAUGUCAAGCCACCAUCGAUGAUGGACGAACUUCUAGACACUGGGGACAUGGAGAACAGCAUGCUCAGUGUUGCUAGCAUAACAUCGGAGAUCGCUGACUCGAGGGAUCAGGACUCCAACAGUUUAACGAGCAGUGAUCCUGUCUUCGAUCUCAUAAAACCAGUCGCCAAUGUUCUGUCCAUGACUUGCCUCAAGUAUGCUGAGAACAGCGCCAAUAACAGCUUGUCUGAGUACCUUGAGAACAUAAAUCCACCUUCAUUGUUCAACGAGAUCAGCGAGAUUGACGACACAACGAUCGACGCUAACACUGACACAAUGUGCAGUGACACACUUUGCAUUGACGUUGAAUUAAAAACUGAGGAGAUCUCGGGAAUUGAGAGGAUUGAGGAAGUCGAUAAUGACACUGACGAGGCUGCCACCCCCAUAUCCACGGAGUACAGCCUCAGCAGUUCAGCUGAGUCCACCCCGAAGAAAAGAUUGAACAGUAAAAAUCACUUGACACCCAAGCAGAAGCGACAAUUGGCGAAGGAAAGGUACAAGACUUACACGAUUGCUGCUGAGCUGGUGAAGAAGGAGGAGGAGGAGCGGAGGAAGCAUCAGGGGGACAAUAAUUCCGUGAGUCGACCCAAAUUGUCCCCAUUCUCGAAGCUGACGCCCAAGCAGAGGAGACAGGAGGAUCGAGCCAGGUUCCAGACUCAAGUCCUUGGCGCCCCAUUGGCAGCUGUAAAUCAGCCGAGCGAGGGGGAGGAUCAGGGGAGGAGUAUUGAUACAGCAACGGUUACUCUGAAGACUGGAAUCCCUUCGUUGAGGAGUUUUUCCGGCUGCAAGACGAAGAAAAAUCGAGAGGACAACAGGGGCCGGUACAGAACGAGAACUCUGGAGGAUUCAGACUCCCAACAGGAUCAGGGCAGCCACAGCACUGAGUCCAGGGAGGGAACGUCCGAAGAAAUGCAGACAAUGUUGGAGCAAAAUGCCAAUAUUGUCCUCCACACCCUCAGCGAAACGAAAACCGAGGAAUCCCUCCUGGAUAUCGAGACAAUUAGCCUAGUGUCUCACGCCUCUGGUGCUGAAAUAAGUCUCAGGAUGCGACUGGGUGACGGUGCGGAGACGAAAUUCUCGACUUUCGUGAAGAAGAAGAGUCCUCAGGCCCAGCAGGAGACCUGGCAGGCUGUGGACGAGCCUCAAGCCCCUGAGCCUCAGCCAGACGAGCAGGAGCACUCGUCAGAGGGCAGUGACUCCGAGAGUGAAAAUGGUACGUCACCGGUGAAACAGCAGCCAAAACGCCCUCGAAUCAUCAAGCCAGGGAGUCGUGAGCCCUGUGGAGAUGCCAAUGACGGGGAAAAGGAGCCUGCGAGCCCGAAGGGCAUCAGGGGCAGGCGAAAAGCCCUUUACUCAAAGCCAGGGAUCAAUAAAAAAGUCACUCCACAGUCGUCUCCAGUGAAGCAAGGCUCCAGUGGCAUUCCCAUCGGUCGCAGCAAUCCCUCAACUGUCGUUCGUGCCACCAGGGCGACAACACUGCGACAGACCACGAACACAAACUCGAAAACCCCAGGGGCUCAGAAGAAUUCUGCGAGUAAGGCAGUGGCCUUGUCGAAACGAAGCUCCAUUCCCCAACGGGGGCCCUCGUCUGCCCCUGAGGAGACAGUGAAACGUCACAGCACCCCCCCAAGCUGUCUGUCCAGUCCGGGGAGGAAGGCUGAAGUGAUAAAGCCACUGGAGCGACAGGGAACGUUCACCAAGGACGAGCCUGAGAUGGAGAACACACCGAUGGUCACCAACUCCCCCAGUAAAUCAAAAAUAGCUAAGCCAGCCAGGUCGCCUGCACAUGUCCCAGCAAAGUCCAAAAUUUUGGUGAGAAACUUUCAGUCCAAAUUGACAAAGUGCUCAAGCGCUGAUGGAAUACCCAGCCAAAAGGCUGGGGCGAGUAAACGUCAGGUGGAGGGUGGGAAAAAUUUUGAUCAAGGGAACGCACAAGGGAAGAAACUGGGACAGAGGUCCAACAGCAACUCCAGCAUUGUUUCGCAGGCGUCGGCUGGGGGGUCGCAGAAGCUGACGAAGGAGGCCACUAGCAAAAUAGCGAGUCUGUGGAAGAAGGUGGAGGAGAGCAGAAGUAGGCAGAAGUUUGAGAAGCCAGACACCAGGCAGUGGAUCACUGCUGAGGGUCUGAAGGGGGAGGGGGAGAGUGUUGUUCAUCAACUUCCAGCGCUGAGGCUGUUUCGUAGCUCGACGUUUGAGGGUGUGCCAAAGGAAACGGGGAUCAGAAUGCCACUUAAGCUGGGAAAGGUGGCGGAGAGACAGCUGGGGAAUGGUUACAGAAAUUCUUGUGAUUUGACGGAAAUCAAUGCCAAUGAGUCGUCCAGCAGAAUUCCAAAGUUUGGGGAUAAAAUUGAGGGGAGAGGAGUGUCGGGGGCUGUUGUGCUGAGGAAGCAGAAGAGUGAGGGGGCGGAUUGUGAUGCCAAGAGGAUAUCGCGACUGGGGUCUUUCUUCAGGGUAGAUUCCGAACAUCAGGGGGGAAUGGCUGAGAAGGCGGGCGUUGGGAGUGCAGCUAUGGACAACUACAGUCUCAGGUGCGAUGGGAGGGGACUGGGUGACAGGGAGUGCUCAAAUGGCAUCGCCACUGCGUCGUCCAAAGUCACAAGUGUUUGAAGGUUUUUUUCUUUUCGUUGGGUAUGAGGAUUUUUCGUGGGGGUUUUGCCUGGAAAAUUGUUGGAUUUCUGGGGGGUCUGCGGGGGCUGUUUGUUUUUAGAUUUGGCGAGGGAAAUGGUCAGUACAGAAUAUUUUGUGGAAAUAAUGGCGGUAGUGGUAGCGAAUUAAUUAACAUUUAGCAGCGAUUUUUAUUUCUUGGGUUUGGUUUGUUGAUUGAAAUUUUUUUUAAGAUUGUUUCGAGAUGAAAAAUCUUGAAAUAAGAGUCUUUGGAAACGUUGAUUUGAAUUUUUUCGAAAAACUUUCGGUGAUUCGAAUUGAUGAUUUCGGAAAUUUGGGUUUUUCAUGCCUCAACUAAAAAUCGGAAUUUGACACUCGAAAGUUUUAAUUGAGACUUUACUCCUGAAAUUUAAUUGAAAAAUCUAGUGCUGUAUGUGAGAAAUUUGACUGAAUUUUUAUUGGAACUCUAU